Messenger RNA from Hyaena hyaena (striped hyena), 4396 nucleotides. RefSeq names its product ankyrin repeat domain 27 (gene ANKRD27). NCBI's taxonomy places the organism in Eukaryota, Metazoa, Chordata, Mammalia, Carnivora, Hyaenidae. The record is from RefSeq and is a predicted model, not a curated record. Gene Ontology annotation, cellular component: early endosome; plasma membrane; transport vesicle. Gene Ontology annotation, biological process: early endosome to late endosome transport; neuron projection morphogenesis. The transcript is spliced from 29 exons. The coding region runs from base 134 to 3328 and encodes 1064 amino acids. Gene Ontology annotation, molecular function: SNARE binding; guanyl-nucleotide exchange factor activity.
ACUGCUGCGCUGGGGUGGUGGGCACCUAGGUCGGAGUCGAGGGCCCAGGAGGUGUCGCCACCGCUCCGGGAAGAGCAGGAAGUGAAACUAUGUAGCCUUUUAAGAGACCAUCUCUGCCCCAUCUGAAGUCCAUAUGGCUCUGUAUGAUGAAGAUCUCCUGAAAAACCCUUUCUACCUGGCUCUUCAGAAGUGGCGUCCUGACUUAUGCAACAAGGUGGCCCAAAUCCAUGGCAUUGUCCUGGUGCCCUGCAAGGGAAGCUUGUCAAGCAGUGUCCAGUCGACGUGUCAGUUCGAGUCCUAUAUUUUGAUACCAGUGGAAGAACACUUUCAGACCUUGAAUGGAAAGGAUGUCUUUAUACAAGGAAACAGGAUCAAAUUAGGAACUGGAUUCGCCUGUCUUCUCUCAGUGCCCAUUCUCUUUGAAGAAACUUUCUACAAUGAAAAAGAAGAAAGUUUCAGCAUCCUGUGUAUAGCCCAUCCUUUGGAAAAGAGAGAGAGUUCAGAAGAGUCUUCAACAUCUUCAGACCCCUUUUCCCUGAAAACCAUCGAAGAUGUGAGAGAGUUUUUGGGAAGACACGCGGAGAGAUUCGACAGGAGCAUUGCCUCUUUCCAGCGAACCUUCCGGGAAUGUGAAAGAAAGAGCCUGCGUCAUCACAUAGACUCGGUGAACGCCCUCUACACCAAAUGCCUCCAGCAGCUUCUGAGGGACUCUCAGCUGAAAAUGCUUGCCAAGCAGGAGGCCCAGAUGAACCUGCUGAAGCAGGCAGUGGAGAUGUACGUCCAGCACGAUAUUUAUGAUCUGAUCUUUAAAUACGUGGGGACGAUGGAGGCAAGCGAGGAUGCUGCCUUUAACAAAAUCACAAGGAGCCUUCAGGAUCUUCAGCAGAAGGAUAUUGGUGUGAAACCCGAGUGCAGUUUCAACAUACCUCGUGCAAAGAGAGAGCUGGCCCAGCUGAACAAAUGCACCUCACCGCAGCAGAAGUUGGUUUGUUUGCGAAAGGUGGUACAGCUAAUUACGCAGUCUCCCAGCCAGAGAGUUAACUUGGAGACCAUGUGUGCUGACGAUCUGCUCUCCGUCCUGCUGUAUUUGCUUGUGAAAACAGAGAUCCCCAAUUGGAUGGCAAAUUUGAGUUAUAUCAAAAACUUCAGAUUUAGCAGCUCAGCAAAAGAUGAAUUGGGAUACUGCCUGACCUCCAUUGAGGCUGCAAUCGAAUAUAUUCGGCAAGGAAGCCUCUCCGUUAAGCCGCCCGAGUCUGAAGGAUUUGGUGACAGGCUAUUCCUGAAGCAGAGAAUGAGCUUACUGUCUCAGAUGACUUCAACUCCCAUCGAUUGUCUGUUUAAGCAUAUUGCUUCAGGUAACCAGAAAGAGGUAGAAAGACUUCUGAGCCAAGGUGACCAAGAUAAAGAUGCCGUCCAAAGGAUGUGUCACCCUCUGUGCUUCUGCGAUGACUGUGAGAAACUGGUCUCUGGGAGGCUGAAUGAUCCCUCCAUUGUCACUCCAUUUUCCAGAGACGACAGGGGUCAUACACCCCUCCAUGUGGCUGCCCUCUGUGGGCAGGCAUCCCUCAUUGACCUCCUGGUUUCCAAAGGCGCGGUGGUGAACGCCACGGACUACCACGGGUCGGCCCCGCUUCAUCUCGCGUGCCAGAAGGGCUACCAGAGCGUGACGCUGCUGCUGUUGCACUACAAGGCCAGCGCCGACGUGCAAGACAACAACGGCAACACGCCGCUCCACCUGGCCUGCACCUACGGCCACGAGGACUGUGUGAAGGCUCUGGUCUACUAUGACGUGCAGUCGUGCAGACUGGAUACUGGUAACGAGAAAGGGGACACCCCGCUCCACAUAGCUGCACGUUGGGGCUACCAAGGCAUCAUAGAGACACUGUUGCAGAACGGAGCGCCCACAGAGGUCCAGAACAGACUGAAAGAGACGCCCCUCAAGUGUGCGCUAAACUCAAAGAUUCUGUCAAUAAUGGAAGCCCGUCAUCCGUCCUUGGAGAGGAGGAGGAAGUCUUCCGAGGUCCCUGUGCAGCCCGCUCAGCGCCCUGUGGAUUCCAUCAGCCAGGCCUCCUCCACCUCCAGCUUCUCCUCCGCGUUGGCACGCUCCAGACGGGAGGAGCCCAAGAAGGACUACAGGGAGGUAGACAAACUUUUAAGAGCGGUUGCUGAUGGAGACCUAGAAAUGGUGCGUUACCUUUUGGAGUGGACAGAGGAGGACCUGGAUGAGGUGGAGGACAUCGUCAGUGCGGAAGAUGUUGACUUUUGUCACCCCUUGUGCCAGUGCCCGAAGUGUGCUCCGGCUCAAAAGAAGCUGGCAAAGAUCCCCGCCAGUGGGCUCAGUGUGAAUGUGACCAACCAGGACGGCGUCUCCCCACUGCACGUUGCUGCCCUGCACGGUCGGGCGGACCUCGUCCCCCUCCUGUUGAAGCAGGGUGCCCGCACCGGUGCCAGAAACGUAACCCAGGCCGUCCCGCUCCACCUGGCCUGCCAGAAGGGCCACUUCCAGGUGGUGAAGUAUCUCCUGGAUUCUAACGCAAAACCCAAUAAAAAGGACAUAAGUGGAAACACACCCCUCAUUUACGCCUGUUCCAAUGGCCACCACGAAGUCGCUGCGCUGCUGUUACAGCACGGGGCCUCCAUUAACGCCUGCAACAACAAGGGCAACACGGCGCUGCACGAGGCUGUGAUAGAAAAGCGCGUCUUCGUGGUGGAGCUGCUUCUCCUCCACGGGGCGUCAGUGCAGGUCGUGAACAAGAGGCAGUGCACAGCUAUAGACUGCGCUGAGCAGAAUUCAAAAAUAAUGGAAUUACUUCAGGUAGUACCAAGCUGUGUGGCCACGUCGGGUGAUGCAGGCGAAACGGACCACAAGGAUUACGUUACUGUGAAGAUCCGGAAAAAAUGGAACUCAAAAAUGUAUGAUCUACCAGAUGAACCUUUUACAAGGCAGUUUUACUUUGUCCACUCGGGCGGGCAGUUAAAGGGAACGGCUUCACAGGAGAUUAUGGCAAGAGAUAGAAGUGUCCCUGAUUUUACUAAAGACUGUGUGCAUGAGCCAGGGAGGCCGGGAGCCACAGGGGAGCAGAACAAGCCGCCAGACCCGUGCCCGCCUGAGACCGCUGGUGGAGGAGGCCGCAGUCAGCCCGAGCGGCCCGGACUGCAGCAGAGCGUUCCCGCGAGCAGGCGGAUGCUGGGCAGACACACCGUCGAGGACACGGUCGCGGCCGGGAGCCCCGGGACUGCCGGAGACCCAGCUGCUCCCCACGAGGCCGGUGUUACUCCCCAGUCUGCACAGCGCGAAGCGGUUGUUACGUUGACUACCAGGAGGUGAGUCCUCAACAAGGAGGUGCCGCACGGGGACACGGCUGAGAACUGACAUGUACUUUGCGUUUGGUUUGAGAGAGAAGCAGAAAGUUCCUGAACCCUUUUCUGUGGCCGAGGGAAAGGAUGCAGCAAGGAAAACCAUCACCCUCUCUCCCCUCUUCGAAGCUCACGAAGGCCCUGGAAAAGGAGUAGACACAGUUUUCAGUGGUAUCCUGAUCCCCGAGACUGGGUGUGGGCUGCUUUUGAGGCGGCAGGCUCCCUGGCCGCAGCGAGGGCCCUUCUCACCGGGUUCUGACCUCCUACCGCAAGGUGCUCACCCCUGCCGUGCGUACACACUGGCACCGCUAGGCCGAAGAACCCGGACCCUGGGACAGGCGACCGCGGAGCAGCGUGGGGGCUGGGCAGACGGGACACACUGGCCUGGAGGAAAGAGGCCCCGAAAACGUUCCUUUGCAAAGCAGCUCAAGCCCAAAGAUGCCCCGGGGCCGGUGUGACGUUUGUGUUACUGAAAAGGACAUUUAUGACCUAUUCUACACUAUGUAUGUGGGAAAGGUUGGGUAUAAUUUUUCUUCCAACAAAGUACAGAUAUAUUUGAUCACCGCACAUACGCAGCCGUACCAGUGUCUCUCAAAGCCUCCCUUUCCGAUAAAAACCUCCCUUGGACGUCACACCUGAUGGAUGGUUACUGAGCUAGAGAGAUUUGGCACAUCUUUUCUUAGUCUUUUGAUUCAGAUUCAAAACUUACAGCACAAACCAGGUCAGUUACUUUUAGUUAGAAGUUAUUGCCAUUUAUUCCUUUUUAUAAAUUUCUAUAUAUACUCUUAUUUUUUUAUGUUACUAAUUGGCCUACAGCCGCAAACAUGGGUUUGUCCUGCGUACAUUUUCCAAUAACUUUGUAAUAGGGACAUGGUUUUGUGCAUGUUCUUGGAAAUACUUGUGUAUGUAUAGAAGGGAGGGACUGAUUAUUUUUCUACAAAGUAAUUUAUGAUUUCUAAUUUUCUAAUGUGCCUUGGAUAUGUGCCAAACGAUGGGAAAAGAAACAGUAAACUCUAUGAUUCUUGAGCGCCUCAUGGUA